UGGGAGACAUUCCUUGCCAGAACAGCCGUUCGAGCUGACGGGAGGGGCGGGACAGAGGGCUACCUAACGAUCGGAAAGUAGCAGCCUGGGUAGCAGACCUCAUUUCUUUGGAGGUGUAGAUCGGCCAAACUCGACGACAAUCUUUCAGUUGAAUGGGUCAACCCCGCUGUGGAUCCUUUAAAUGGGCUUUUUAGCGCGCCAUCCAUAGCAAGUCCUAUUUUCCAGUUAAAAGAACUGAAGAGAAAGAAAGCAGGUUUAAGGGGAAUAAUCCGAGCGAGAGAAUUUAGCUUUUUUUCCCCCAUCAAUCUAAUGAUUCAGACUGGCAAGUAAACAAGGACAAACUGCAUGUGUAACUGUUUAGGGGAGACUCAAGGAAAGACAUAAUGACUGAGAAAGAAUCGGCAACAGACAACAUAAUAGCAGAUGCAAUGGCAACUCCCUCUCCAGCAAAGAGCAUGGGUGACCCUGGCAUCACCCCACUGUCACCCUCACACAUUCAGCAAAAUGACACGGACUCGAAUGCCCACACGGGACCUUCGUUCAUUGUGGUGGUUGCUGUCGACUUUGGUACCACUUCCAGCGGCUAUGCUUACGCCUUCACUAAGGAGCCAGAAUGCAUUCACACCAUGAGACGCUGGGAGGGCGGCGACCCCGGAGUAUCCAAUCAGAAGACGCCUACCACCAUCCUCCUGACCCCGGACAGGAAGUUCCAUAGUUUUGGCUACGCAGCACGUGACUUUUACCAUGACCUGGAUCCAUCCGAGUCCAGGCACUGGCUCUACCUGGAGAAGUUCAAAAUGAAACUCCACACCACUGCGAAUCUCUCCAUAGACACAGAACUCCAUGCAGCCAAUGGAAAGAGAGUAAAAGCUAUUGAUAUUUUUGCAUACGCUCUGGCGUUCUUCAAGGAGCAAGCACUUAAGGAGUUAAGUGACCAGGCGGGUGCAGAGUUUGACAACACAAACAUCAGAUGGGUCAUCACAGUGCCAGCCAUCUGGAAAAUGCCAGCCAAGCAGUUCAUGAGGGAGGCAGCCUACAAGGCUGGUCUGGUUCCCCGUGACAUCCCAGAGCAGCUGAUCAUCGCCCUUGAGCCUGAGGCAGCCUCCAUCUACUGCCGCAAGCUCCGCCUCCACCAGAUGAUUGACAUUGGCACCAAGAACACCCAGAAUGGUUUCAGCCCCACUGAGAAUGUGGGGGCAGGGAUGACCCAGGCCAAGGAGCAUGUCCGGAGCAAACGGCAGAGCCGCACCUUUUUGGUGGAAAAUGUCAUAGGGGAGCUUUGGUCGGAGUUGGAAGAAGGUGACCGCUAUGUGGUGGUUGACUGUGGUGGCGGAACGGUUGACCUCACGGUCCAUCAGAUACAGCUCCCCGAGGGACAUCUCAAGGAGCUCUAUAAGGCCUCAGGCGGUCCUUAUGGCUCCAUUGGUAUUGACUAUGAGUUUGAGAAGCUCCUGUGUAAGAUCUUCGGGCCCGACUUCAUCGACCAGUUUAAGAUCAAGCGGCCGGCUGCCUGGGUGGAUCUGAUGAUCGCGUUUGAGUCCAGGAAACGGGCGGCGGCCCCGGACAGGACCAACCCCCUGAACAUCAACCUGCCCUUCUCCUUCAUCGACUACUACAAGAAGUUCAGAGGUCACAGUGUGGAACACGCCCUGCGCAAGAGCAAUGUGGACUUUGUGAAGUGGUCCUCCCAGGGCAUGCUGAGAAUGAACCCUGAUGCCAUGAAUGCCCUCUUCAAGCCCACAAUAGACCACAUCAUUCAGCACCUCACUGACCUCUUUGAUAAACCAGAGGUGUGUGACAUCAAGUUCCUGUUCCUGGUGGGCGGCUUCGCUGAAUCGCCGCUGCUGCAGCAGGCGGUGCAGAACAUGCUGCAUGGCCGCAGUCGCAUCAUCAUCCCCCAUGACGUGGGCCUCACCAUCCUCAAGGGGGCUGUCCUCUUUGGCCUGGACCCCGGCGUCAUCAAGGUGCGCCGCUCGCCCCUCACCUACGGCGUGGGCGUCCUCAACCGCUACAUAGAGGGCAAGCACCCGCCCGACAAGAUGCUGGUGAAGGACGGCACGCGCUGGUGCACUGAUGUCUUCGACACCUUCAUUGCGUGCGACCAGUCCGUGGCCCUGGGCGAAACGGUGAAGCGCAGCUACACGCCCGCCAAGCCCAGCCAGCAGGUCAUCGUCAUCCACAUCUACUGCUCGGAGAAGGAACGCGUGUGCUUCAUUAGCGAGCCGGGCGUGAGGAAGUGCGGCACUCUGCGGCUUGAUGUGACCGGUACGGAAACCAGCGCCGCACGCCGUGAGAUCCAGACGCACAUGCAGUUCGGGGACACGGAGAUCCGGGCCAUGGCGGUGGACGUGGCCACCUCUCGUACUGUCAAGGCUAGCAUCGAUUUCCUCGCUCAGUAAAUAGGGUGACAGAACCAUAGGGUCAAAAGGUCCUAGGAAGUGAAACCUCCAGCAGCACAGCACACAAUGAACCAGGGGACAGUGCCUAGAAUGCUGUAGCAGUAUAUUGAUCUUUAGGCCUGUUCAUAUUCCCUGUAGCAUGAUUAGUGCUAGUUUGUUUCUGCUUUAGCUAACUCCUUGGUCAGAAACAAACAAGCACUCAGGUUUUCUACCAUCUGUGUAUGUACUGUGUCUAGUCUUAAAUGCAGGCUAUAUUGAUGUGCUCUGCUCUAGAGAUUUACAGAUUUGCAGAUAUUACUACUGACACAUGCAGCCUUGUUUCAGGUUCAUUGUGUGUUAUCUGUUGUUGUGUGCUGUAGCUGUUUUAGGUCAUGGUAGAUGGAUACUGUAGUACUCCUCUUACAGUGACAACAUCAUGCUAUGACAUAAUGCUGCACAAACCUCAGUGUCCUCUUCAACCCUGGCUCAUGGGACCGUGUUUUCAUAACUCCUAUGAUUAUUAAGACAUUUAAAACCGAACCCCUGGGGCUUCCAUGAACAUGCAGUUAUACGGUGAGGGAAAAAAAGUAUUUGAUCCCCUGCUGAUUUUGUACAUUUGCCCACUGACAAAGAAAUGAUCAGUCUAUAAU
Molecule: messenger RNA, 3028 nt
Organism: Salmo salar (Atlantic salmon)
Lineage: Eukaryota; Metazoa; Chordata; Actinopteri; Salmoniformes; Salmonidae
Product: heat shock 70 kDa protein 12A
Source: RefSeq, a predicted model, not a curated record